AAAGUCGCGUCUGUGCGCGCGCUUGUUAAGAAGCGAGGAGCAAACCCGGACACGGACGCACGCGCCAUUCACUUUUAUUCAGAUCGAGCGGCACCUAAAACGGCGUAAAUAUGAGCACGAAAGCAGGAACGACGUCGGUUCUUUGUUGCCGAAGUCCUUUGACAAAGUCGUGAUUAAUGACAGAAAAAAUAGCGCCGUUGCGGAAAGAGCAUCGUCGUGCGUAAAAGAGUGCACGGAGAGUUUGGAGAGCGAGGGAGAUAGGGAGAGCGAGGGAGAGAUAGAGAGAGAGAGAGAGAGAGAGAGAGAGAGAGAGAGAGAGAGAGAGAGAGAGAGAGAGAGAGAGAGAGAGGAUGCAGCAAAGCGACAUGAUGGUGCAUCACAGUGCUUAAGGCACGAGAGAGAGAGAGAGAGAGAGAGAGAGAGAGAGAGAGAGAGAGAGAGAGAGAUCAGACUGCAGCUGGAGGGGAAAUAGCCCACCGUGGGAAAUUUUACGCCCUCCGGGUUUGAAUAACACAUCACCGCUUUUCAGCAACUGAGGAGCAACGGGAUUCUCUUCCUUCAUUCUAUCCGAAGCGCGCGGAAGCGAUCUCACGUUGGUUUCCAUCACUCUUACUACUGUUAUAUUGUUUUUUCGCUUCUAUGGGAGAAGGAUGGGAGCGCGGUUGGCUGUGUGAAGCCUCUCCGGGUGUGUGAGAAUUGCGCCGCCGCCAUGCAGCUCGUGCGGGUCGCGUGGGCUUUGGCAGGAGCGGCGCUCUGCUGUUCCCUUGUGCUUCUUCUCCACUCGCGCUUCCUCAAAGAAGGUCAGCUGGCGGCCGGGACUUGUGAGAUUGUGACAUUGGACAGAGACAGCAGUCAGCCACGGAGGACCAUAGCUCGGCAGACAGCCCGCUGUGCCUGCAAGAAAGGCCAAAUUGCCGGUACGACUAGAGCCAGCCCUGCCUGUGUGGACGCCCGUAUCGUGAAGACCAAGCAGUGGUGUGACAUGGUGCCAUGUCUGGACGAUGAAGGCUGUGACCUUUUGGUAAAUAGAUCAGGCUGGACUUGCACACAGCCUGGCGGCCGGGUCAAAACUACCACGGUCUCCUAACACUGGCCGAAGUUCUAACGGUGUGGAGAGCUUCACGUGGACUGUAUAGAAGCCCGACGAGCUCUUUGCUCCAGCCCGCCUGCUGUAGAUAACUUGCUGUCUGUCAUCGGCUCAACUUUCACCUCCAACUGCCUGUCUGUAGCUCCGCUUUGUAAAUGGGCAACGCCCCCUAGCGCCACGGAGGACAUACGUCCACACAACACCUCACACAGUGCACUCGAAAGCCUGCAAGACUGCUGCUUGUGAGGGGCCUUGUGUUCUUUAAGGCUCCCUGGAUGUCUAUACCAUUUUGCGAGGCCAGAUCUGAGGUUCUGCCCUGUGUGCUCUGUGAAUAGGCCUUCUGCUGGAGUCCACCUUUGGCACUCAAACAACUUUUUCUGACCAAAGAGGAAAAGUAACAAACAAACAGCUUAACAAACAAUACUUUAACAAACGGAGUUCAGAAAGGAAGGGCUGAACGAGGAGAAAUGAAUACACCGAGCCCUGUUAUCACACACCAAUGUCCACUAAUUUAAAGCACUGGCAUUGAAGAAUUGAGCAGUGCAAAUGAACUCAUCUAAAUGAACUAAAUUCCAGUAGUACCUUUAAUACUUUGCAUACAUUUUUUUUCCUUGAACUGAACCCACUGUAUUUUGAAACUGGAAAUAUAGGCACUGUAUACAUACAUUAUGUGUAUAAAGAAAUUGAGAUUUGCAUUUUUUUUUUUUUCAGUAGCAAACUUUGGGACAAUUUGCAAUAAGCAUGGUUGGUCACAGUUAAAGAGUACAAGCGUUGAUCAUUGUUGGACAAAAAAGUGAAUAUAUGAAAAAAUACCACCAUUUCAAAUUACCAGAAGAGGAGCCAAAAGUCAUUUUAAAAGGCCUACAGUUAUAUAUUUAACAGUUUUCUAUGUUGUAUCUUUGUAGAGAACCUUAUUUAACAUGAAUAACGUGGUGGGAAUGGCAGUGAUAGAAUGUGGAUAAUAAGCUGUGUUUCAUGCCGACCUGCAGCAGCCUGCUCUUUCUCCUGAAGCAGUAGCAGCUCUCCUUUUACACCCAUUUCACACACAUGUCCACUUCUUCUAUACUAAACAGAUGAAUGGAAAAAGGACAGCACACAGGGGGGGAAAAAAAGAAACGAGCGCUCACGGAGAACUGAACUUUAUAUCCCACUUUAGUAUGCGGGGGUCAUGAAAAUCGCUAUUUGCUAUCGUAUUGUAAAGGUGUAGAAAAAAAAAACCUGAGUCAUUUCUCUAUGGAUUUUAUCUAAUUUAUUUUUGUGCUUGUGUUUGUUUGCACAGUGCCACCAUCAGAGUGCUGACACAUACAGAGAGAGUUAAGAGAGUCUUAGAAUCAUUUACAUGAAAAUACUUUUUUAUUCUGAAAUAUUUUAAGAAUAAAUUAAAUAUGUGAAAGAAGAAAUGAGUUGCUAAAAUAGAAUUUUAAUAUGCAAAGGUUAUGUUUGAAGCUGCUGACCUUUUGACCUGAAACAAAACAAAACGAAAAAAUGCCUUUGCUGUGGUGUCUACGUUUGGAUAAAGAAGAGCUGAUAUGCACCGAUGCCUGUGAUGUUAGCGUAAAAUUCAUCAACAUAGAUUGUGAUCAAGAUUUCUGAACCAACGGAGGGUUAUCACACACAUUACCCCAAAUCCCCAGCAAAAAUACAGUGACUCAUGAGUGUCUUUGGGGAAAUUGUAAACUCUUUACACAAAAUAGCGCUUAUAAGAUUGUUUUUUUCCUUUAGAGGUGAUGCAUAAUUAAAAAAAAUUGGAACAUAAAUUAUGUUAGAAAUGGCAUCCGUUUUCCUACAUCAAGUGACAGGUUUAAUAUAUUCAAAAUUAACACAUAUAUUUAUACACUUACAUUAUGCAAUUACGGGUAGAACAUGAGAACUGUGAAAUUUGCUCUGGCAGCCCUAGUUUCUGGACACACUGGUGAACAAACACAUAAAUACACACAUAGUCACGACUCACUACAUUUACAUGGUUAAAAGUUAGAUACAACGAGAAGCUCAGUAACUUUUUGUCCUGAUUAAUCCCCAGCAGCAAUAGAACAGGACAUGGUGUUACAUUAUAAAAGUCUGGGGGUCACGUCACAGAAUCAGACGAAGACCGAAGCCUGAGGCAUACACAUGCUAUUCUGUUGGAAAUCUCUAACCGCGAUUAAUGCCUCCAGCCAGGGAGGCCCCAGAGCACACACACA
Molecule: messenger RNA, 3267 nt
Organism: Tachysurus fulvidraco (yellow catfish)
Lineage: Eukaryota; Metazoa; Chordata; Actinopteri; Siluriformes; Bagridae
Gene: tafa5a
Product: TAFA chemokine like family member 5a
Exons: 4
Coding region: 710-1087 (125 amino acids)
Biological process (GO): G protein-coupled receptor signaling pathway
Molecular function (GO): receptor ligand activity; G protein-coupled receptor binding
Source: RefSeq, a predicted model, not a curated record